AUGUCGUGGAACCUCAAAGGACGGGCGGCGGUUGCAGCCCUCGACCCGCCCACCCGCUAUCGCGUCCUGCACUCGCACACCAUGACGCGGUGCGCCAACAAGCCGCUACUCUGGGUCCUGGAGGAACUGAUCACCCUCCGCUACCUCGGCGGCCUAGCCGGUCCUCUUCACACGGCGAACUACUUCAUCUCCCUUGUCGUCCGCCUCCUGCAAAUUUGCCCUUCGGUCGCCAUCGUGCGCGUCAUGCUGGAGCAGGAUGUGCACAAGUAUCUGCGAGCCGCGGCGCUUCUGAUCAUCCGUCUUAUCGGGAACGUGGAGCUGCAGCGGGAGGCAAUGCGUGUGGGGUGGUCAGACUACCGAAAGCUGUGCCUCUACGGAUCUGACCCCGCACAGGAGUUGGCAGAGUCGACGUCAGCCACCGCUGCCGGAGCGGAGGGAAUGACGGCGGGCACGUCGAGGACGCUCGCCUCCUCUAUGCUGCCGCUGGACCACUACAAGAGGUCACGCGCGGAGAUGGAGAUGCACAGCGGUAAUAGCAAUCUUGCUAGUGACGCACAAAGCGGUGAGUCUGACAGAGCCGACGCACAGGCGCCAGAGCCACCACAGUACUGGCUGAUCCGCAUGGAUGAGUUCACCGACUAUCUCUUUGGUGUAGCCUCUGCCUCCACAGCGUCACAGGGCAAGGAGCUGCAUGAGCUCUUGAAGGCACCUACCUCAUCACCGCCCAGCCCAUCUUCGGCAGGCGCAUCCUCUCGCACACUGCCGGGGCACACGUUUAUGGGACUUCAUUUUCCUCCUGUAAUUGUGUAA
This is a messenger RNA of Leishmania mexicana MHOM/GT/2001/U1103, 810 nucleotides long. RefSeq lists its product as hypothetical. Lineage: Eukaryota; Euglenozoa; Kinetoplastea; Trypanosomatida; Trypanosomatidae. The record is from RefSeq and is a predicted model, not a curated record. The coding region runs from base 1 to 810 and encodes 269 amino acids. The transcript has a single exon.